CGAUCGUAAAAUAUGACGAGCGAAAAUGGACGAUGUGCACCCUGACCUUCGCCGCCCUUCUCUCGCCCGCUUUUCGAUCGUCUCUACCAAGGAGAGCAAUGACUGGAGUGGCCAAAUAGAUAAUAAUAACCACCCAACAAUCAAGACGAAACCAUUUGUAGUUGAAUUACAGGCUUCCUGGCCUUGACAAAGAGACCUGCUGAAUGAACCAGCAAACAACUUAAACGGGCUUUUCGAAAUGGUGAUCAGAAACCUUUUCAAUCGUUCGCUUCUUACCCUACUCAUGGUUAGACUUUCUCAUCAAACCGCCUCCUUUUGUCCUUUACCAAAUACUUCACUGGAUACCAGGGAUUCGGGUGCUUGGUAGCCAGGCCAGGAUGAGUAGCUCAGAAGAAUUGUCACAGUAUGAGGAAACAUCAACUAAAACUUCCAAAUCUUUGCAACAUAGUGAUAUAUCGGUGAUUCCACGAGAUAUGUACGGUUUGUAUGGAGUGCAUGUGAGCAAUCUUCCCUCGGACAUCUCUGAGAAACUUCUCCUCAAGACGUUCUCUUCUGUUGGUAAAGUAGCUGUUUGUAAAGUUAUGGAUCCAAAGACGCGUCCGGGAAGUCCUUUUCCUACUUACGCAUUUGUCAAAUUUCCAAGCAGAGAAGAAGCCUUUGAUGCAUUGUCAAAGUUUAAUGGUUACACACUCAAUGAUAGCAUCUUGGCUGUCAGACCUGCUUAUAUUUCCGAAAGAAUUAAAAAGUUUCAACCACAGAAACAUCGCCGCACGGACAGGAUUUCUAACAAAAGCGAAAUUAAUGGAAAUGCUGAUAGAGAGAAAGAAACUCCGAAAUCUUAUGUGAUGAAUUCGUCUGACUGCCGAUUGAGGGAUGGCAGGCUGCAAGAAGGUGAUUUUAUUGUAUAUAAUGGAACUUCCAUUAAAUCGUCUCCAACGAAGGGAUAUACCGGACAAGAAGUGGCUCCGCGGUUUAGAAAAAGUUCCUCACUCGAUGAUGCUUUAGAUAACUCAGAAAAAUUUCAAGUCGUUUCACCAGAGGUACCAUCUAAUUCAGCAAUUCAAGCACACCAAAAAUCAAAUGAUGAUCGAUCAGGAAUUUCUGUUGAACAAACAUCAGACAACACUGACAGCUGUUCAAACACAUCUUCAUCAGCAUUUCAUUUAUAUCAAGGGUCAUCGGGAGUGCAAAAGCGUUUACAAACCACUGGUAACGUUCAACAUCAUAGACCAGUGAAGAAUGGAUUUACACAAAUGAACUCAGAUCUUUCACAUCUGCGACUUUCUCCCUCAAGUCAUUGUAGUUCAGAAAAUUACCAUCAGGGAGGUGAAGCUUUGUCAAGGAGGGAUGAUGUACACCAAGGUGCACCUGUUUGGAUUCCAUCUCCACCUGGAAAUAUUGGAGUUACUUUCUCCAGCAAUAGAAACAAGCCAGCUAAUAGCCCAAGGAGGAGCUGCCUAUCGAGUUCCAGUGUAGCUACCUGGAGCACUACAGAUGUGGUGCAAUUCUUUUGUAAUACUGACUGUGCUGAGUAUGCAGGAUUCUUUCAAGAGCAGGAGAUUGACGGCAGGGCUUUGAUGUUGUUAAAUCGCGAUACAUUGUUGCAGUUUUUUAAAGUUGGACCGACACUUAAAAUUCUACAGCAGAUAGAUGAGUUGAGAUCAAAAGGUUAAUCACUUGUCACUUGUGUGAAAAAUUUUGUGGCUUCCCUUGGACAAUUUGGAUUUGUUUUUCUAACUUCCUACUGAAGACCAAUCUGGUUGUGGAUGCAGUUUUAUUGAUCCUGUUAAACUGCUGACAAGAUGGGGUCUCUACAGUGUUCAAUACACAAGACUUGGAAA
Messenger RNA from Pocillopora verrucosa, 1841 nucleotides. The record is from RefSeq and is a predicted model, not a curated record. NCBI's taxonomy places the organism in Eukaryota, Metazoa, Cnidaria, Anthozoa, Scleractinia, Pocilloporidae.